CGUAGAGUUGUACAACAGUUGUACUUUCUCAUUAACAUACCUUCCCCGGGAAGUUGAGAAUAUCGUGAAUUGAUAAGUUGACAUAAAACUUUCUGCCAACUUUUGCUGUUAGAAAUGCCAAGUUUAAUUACGUAUGAAAGAAAGAGUUUGACAGACUCUCAAUAUCAUGCAUUGGGAGUAUAUUUCACGAAGAAAAGACAACGAGAAAGAGAAAAGAAACGGGAAAACGAAAGCUCUUCACUGGAACAACCAACUACCUCAACUGAGACUACUGAGUUAAAUGACGAAGAGAAAAUUGACAGUCCUCCAAGUGCUAAGAAGCCAACUGCUAAGGAACGUCGUGAAGAGAUACAAAAAGACCUAGACGACGUCGAAAAGCAGCUGGAGGAACUAGAAACAACACUGGCUUCUCUUGAGAAACAAAAACACGAACUGUUUGAGGAGUUAAAAGGCCUAGUACAUAACAAAAAGCACGAAGAGAAAGAAAAACAAUUCAGUACUGCACCUUCAGGACUUCCUACCUUCACCACACAACAGCCACCAGGCUUUCCUCCUGCUGGUGAAGGACUGCCAGCUGUGUCUUGUUCACAAGCUCUACCAAAAACUAUUAGUCGAUACGAAAGUGCUUUACCAAACAAUCAAUUACCAUUGAAUUUCCAACAUCGUGAUGUUCACCGUCAUUUCAUUGCUGGAACUCAAAGUAAUCCAUCACCCUAUCCCUCUCAACCCUCUUUGAAUCCAUUUGUCCCUCAUGAUGUACCAAGAAAUCGUCAACCAUAUCUAGCUUCUAAUACUAACCCUGAAACACUACCCCCACCCCCACCACCACCACCAUCAGGUCAACCACCACCUCCACCUUCUGGUCAUCUACCCCCACCACCCCCUCCUUCAAAUCAACCGCGACCUUCAUUCUCUGGUCAUCUACUUUCAAGUAAACCUCGACCCCUACUACCAAGAUACCCAACAUUACAACAAGCUUCACAUACACCAUCAAGUCUAGCACCACACAUACAAGGUCAAGCUUCAUCUUCUCAUGGUACUCACUUCAUACCAUCCUCUAACAAACCCUGGCCUCUUCCCCUGGUUCAUCCACCACCCCCACCAUCAGGUCAACCACCUCCUUCUCUGUCUUCUCAUUUUCGUCCGCCUCCUUCUGGUGUUUUCCAUCCUCCACAAUCAGUUCUCCCAAGUUAUGGUCAGGAGCCUAGAUCAACCCCUCCUGCAAUACCUCAAUCAUCACGUUCGAAUCAACCUCCGCCACCUCCAUCUGGUCAUCCACCAAGGAAGAAAGAUAUUUGGUCCACAUCACGAUCCAGAUACCACUGAUCUUUGUUACUACAUUAGCAAUGUAACGUGAAAGCGCAUGCGUAAAUUUCACUGAGACAAUUACUUCUAAAGUUUAUUUGAAUUCUAUAAAAUUAAAAUGUUCAAAGUCAGAUUAAUAAUUAAAAGUGUGAUCUUUGUUGA
This is a messenger RNA of Xenia sp. Carnegie-2017, 1467 nucleotides long. RefSeq names its product protein enabled homolog. The record is from RefSeq and is a predicted model, not a curated record. NCBI's taxonomy places the organism in Eukaryota, Metazoa, Cnidaria, Anthozoa, Malacalcyonacea, Xeniidae. The coding region runs from base 115 to 1326 and encodes 403 amino acids. The transcript has 3 exons.